CAUUUCACAGCUAGUCAGCACGAUACAGAGGAGAGAGAGAGGAAAAAGAAAGCAUUUUAAGAAAGACAAAUUCCUGCCCAGAGGAGUCUACAGGACAGUCUGUCACAUAGAUAUAAGCAUGGCAGGCAGCAGCUUUGAGACUGAGUUCCUAAAGACUCACAAUGCACUUCGCAAACAGCAUGGAGCCCAGCCCCUCACCAUAAACAAAAACCUGUGUCGCUCCGCACAGGCAUGGGCAGAACACCUGCUGUCAAUCAGGACCCUCAAGCACAGCAACAUGGACUAUGGGGAAAAUCUGUAUUAUGCUUGGAGUUCGGCAACCAAAAAACUCACAGGGUGUGAGGCAGUGGAAAGCUGGUACAGUGAAAUUAAAGACUACAGCUUCAGCAGGCCAGGAUUCAGCUCCAAAACAGGUCACUUCACACAGGUGGUGUGGAAGGAUACAAAUGAGAUGGGAGUUGGACUGGCCACUGAUGGAACCACAACUUUUGUGGUGGGUCAGUAUCUUCCUGCAGGAAACAUCACCAAUGCUGGCUGUUUUCAGCGGAAUGUCUUACCAGCAGGUUCCCCUGUAGACUUAAAGUCCACGGGUACUGCUGACAAAGGGGGCCAACUGCAUGGAGCAUCUGAUAUCCAUUCAAACAGACCACAAUUCCUUCCUCGCAGUACAUUACCAUCAGUGGGCAGGAUGGAGGCUCAUCUGGGUAGCAGCUCAAAGGACAGCAGAUUUGAGGCUGAAUUCCUACAGACUCACAAUGCAUACCGCAAAAAGCAUGGAGCCUCACCCCUCGGCAUAAACAAAAGCCUCUGUCGCUCCGCGCAGGAGUGGGCAGAUCACCUGCUGUCAAUCAAGACCCUUAAGCAUAGUAAUGGAGAACAUGGAGAGAAUGUGUACUAUGCCUGGAGCUCAGCUACUAAAAAACUUACAGGACAAGAAGCAGUGGAAAGCUGGUAUAGUGAAAUUAAAGACUACAACUUCAGUAGACCUGGAUUCAGCUCCAAAACAGGUCACUUCACACAGGUGGUGUGGAAGGACACAAAGGAGGUGGGAGUUGGAUUGGCCACAGAUGGAAAAACAACAUUUGUGGUGGGUCAGUACCUUCCUGCAGGAAACAUCAGCAAUGAUGGCUAUUUUGAAAGAAAUGUCCUACCAGCAGGCUCGCCUGUAGACUUAAAAUCCACCCAUUCUGCUGACAGACUUGGACAAGCACUUGGUGCUCUCAGCAUCAGGCCAAAUCCAUUGCCUUCACCAACUCGCACUGCUGGACCACCACAUAAAAGUCAGACCCCACAGAGCAGUGGCUCAAAAGGUGAGGACUUUUCCCAGUUUUGUCAAUCUCUCUUUGAGGCUCAGAAUCAUUAUAGGCGGCAACAUGGGGCACGGCCUCUCUUGCUGUGCCCCAUCCUCUGUAAAGAGGCUCAGGAUUGGGCAGCACAUCUGAUUAGCAUUAACGCCAUGAAGAACAGCGGCAAAGGUUAUGGCGAGAAUAUGUCAUACAAAUGGACGUCCAAUAUAGUACCUCCAACUGGAAAAGAGAUUGCUGAAUUGUGGUACAAGGAAAGUGCAAAGUACAACUUUGCAAACCCUGGCUUUCAAAGUGGAGCUGGUAACUUCACCCAGAUGAUCUGGAAGUCUACAGAGCAAGUUGGGGUUGGCCUGGCAUCAGAUGGAAAGGGCAAGUUCAUCACUGUGGCCUUUUACAAACCUCCUGGGAACAUCACCAACCCUGGAUACUUCCAGGAUAAUGUCAACACUGCUAGGAAGUGAUCUGUGGAAAAAAUAAGUUUAAGCAGAUCUUAUUACUUUUAAUUGUAACUACAAAUAUGUGGAAAUAAGGGAAUUUAUUCAAAACAUUACUUAUGAGAUGUAAACAAAAACUCUACACAAUUUUCCAAAUAUAUUUUGCAUAUACAAAUAGAAAUCAUUAGUUCGCAAUUGUCAAGUUAACUGCAAUACUUUGAGAAAACAGUAUACAGUAUUUGUUUUAUUGGUUCUGAUGCAUUUUCUCCUUGUUGGCAUUUAUUUGUUCACAGUACAUUCUUGUUGUCUAUGCAUAUAGAAUUGUUAAGAGACAUACACAUACAUAUGAUUUAAAGGGAAUUGAUUAUUUAUCUUUUUUAAUUAAAUAACCUAAAGCAAAUAUUUUUUCUGUGAAGUUAGUUAUCUUAAAUACAGUACAGUAUAUGUACUACGGAGUGACUGAUUUAUCAUGAUUUGUCAUCAUGUGAUAUGCAAACAGUCAUACCAUAUUAUGUUUCAAGCAUUUAUAGGUCAAUCUGUGACAUACUCACUGCUUUAUGGCAACAAAACUUUGAAAACAUCACUCACAAAACAUUAAAAAAA
Molecule: messenger RNA, 2344 nt
Organism: Xyrauchen texanus (razorback sucker)
Lineage: Eukaryota; Metazoa; Chordata; Actinopteri; Cypriniformes; Catostomidae
Exons: 13
Coding region: 119-1768 (549 amino acids)
Cellular component (GO): extracellular region
Source: RefSeq, a predicted model, not a curated record